AUGUGACCUGGCACCGUGACGUCACCUCGCAAGGGCAUACACUGCUCAGACAGGCCUCUGGAACUGUGAACUCAUGUUUCUUUGCUUAUGGGUUUUGCGAUAAAAGAGAUGGCACGUUGCCCACAAAUCCCUUCCUUAUGUGACCUGAGUCGCCCCAUGGUAAUGAAGUAACUUUUCUGUUGGGUCCGAAUCAGCCAUAAGCAGUCUUCUGGGAUCUAGGAGUAGGAUCCCUUACACAAGCAGAGAUGCUGCGCAAUAGCCGUCUGUUGCCCUCAGUUCUCCGUUUAACAGUUCCUACACUAAGUUCUCACUCCACCUCGGCCACAGACCAUCACCAUGUUGAGCUGGCCAGAGAACGGUCAAAGACAGUCACUUCCUUUUACAACCAGUCUAGCAUUGAUAUUGCUGCUGAAAAGGCUUCAGUCCGUCUCACUCCUACCACUAUGCUGUAUUCAGGGAGGUCCCAGGACGGCAGCCAUAUCCUGAAGAGUGCUCGAUAUUUGCACAAGGAACUUCCUGUACGUAUUGCUCAUCGCAUCAAAGGAUUCCGCAGCCUCCCAUUCAUCAUAGGCUGUAACCCCACAAUCCUGCACGUGCACGAGCUUUACAUCCGUGCCUUCCAGAAGCUCAGCGAGUUCCCCUCAAUCACAGAUCAUGAUACUGAGACACAGUACUGCAAGUUGCUGAGGCAGCUUCUUGAUGAUCAUAAGGAUGUGGUGACCCAACUGGCAGAGGGGCUGCGAGAGAGCAGAAAACACAUACAGGAUGAAAAGGUGAUUCGCUUCUUUCUGGAUAAGACUUUAACAUCACGCCUGGGCAUCCGGAUGUUGGCAACACACCACCUUUCGCUGCACGAGGACCGGCCAGAUUUUGUUGGCAUUAUCUGCACUCGUCUUUCUCCCAAGAAAAUUAUUGAGAAGUGGGUGGACUUUGCCAGGCGUCUGUGCGAGCACAAGUAUGGAAACGCUCCUCGUGUCAGGAUUAACGGCCAUGUUGCUGCAAGAUUUCCAUUUAUACCCAUGCCUUUGGAUUAUAUCCUUCCUGAACUACUUAAAAACUCCAUGCGGGCCACUAUGGAGAGUCACAUUGAUACACCCUACAACGUCCCAGACAUUUCAAUCACCAUCGCAAAUAAUGACAUUGACCUUAUAAUCAGGAUCUCAGAUAGAGGAGGGGGAAUCCCUCACAACCAUUUGGAGCGUGUUAUGAAUUAUCAUUUCACCACUGCAGAAACCAGCGCUCAGGACCCUCGCAUAAACCCUAUAUUUGGAAACAUGGUGGAUAUGGUGAACAGCGGACAGUCUGGCCCAAUGCACGGUUUUGGCUUUGGGCUUCCCACAUCACGAGCGUAUGCUGAAUACCUAGGUGGAUCCCUCUGUAUACAGUCCCUUCAGGGAAUUGGCACAGAUGUGUACCUUCGCCUCAAACAUAUCGAUGGCAAGGAGGAGAGCUUUCGCAUAUAGAGAGCAGGCUUCCGGGAUACAUCCAACCUUUUCACUUUUUUUUUUUUUCCUCAACAAGGAGUGAUCCGUAUAAUAAAGUGUUAAUGGUACAUAAGCUACCUGCUGUCUUCUAAUGGGUCUUUUCAAUUUUUUUAUUCCGUUUUUAAUUACUCCUCCAUCUUUUUUUUUGGUGACCGACUCAGAGAUCCUUAUGAGCACUUAUGAUCUAUGAAGAUGAACUGUAAUCACACUUGCUACUCAUUUUGUAUUUACAGAGCACCAAAGCAUUCACACUCUAAAAAUUUAGAGAGGUCCAUAGGACAGAUGGGACCUGGUUCAACUUCACACAACAAACUUGUUGGAACUUUAUGGCUGGAACCUGAAUCUUCUUUGCCAAAAAGAUUAAAAACAAAACAGGAAAAGUUAAUGAAAAACUGUCUAGAAUGCCAGUAGAAUUGUAUGAAUGACAAAUAACUGUCUGCAUUAACAAGACAAACAAAAAGAUAAAAUACAUUGGAAAAAAGAUUGCUCACACAGAGGAUUUACACAAAAUGGUCCACUCUUGCCAACCAGAGAUUUAUUUACACACACAAAUAUGGAUGUCGGGGCAAUGCCUUCCUUUUUUGGUUUUCAUGAUCUGUUAUCAGGAUGAAAACUUCAUCCAAGUGUACAAACCCCACAGCCAAACUGUGCAUCACCUUUGUUGCUUUGGACCGGAAAUAACAAACAUUAGUUAUCAUUUUUUAUUUUUUUUUUUCAAAAAAAGAUGAACUCCAAAAAAUAUUCUCUUAUCAUUUUCAGCUUUAACUUCUUAUUUGCACUUAGAAGGUAGGACUGCUCCAGUCUGAGAGAUCACGUGGCCCUAUCUUGUCUGUGCAGCCUCCUGGUGCUGUGCUUGAGCCUAUCUGUGGUUAGUAAUCUAUAUUACGUGCACCUUUUUAUUUCCUCCGUAAAGACUUCUGAGUCUGGACCCUUGUACAACAAUAGUGUAAACAUAGCAGCAAAAUCUCCUAUAUUCCCUCAACUGAAGUCGCUGGACAACGCCCUCAUGAUGGCAGAUAUUUGUCAGUAACAUUGCUUAGAGGAAGCAUUAUCCUGAGUAACACUGAUGUAUUUUACUGUUUGACAUUGUGUUUGUUUUGUGGUAUACAAAUGAUUGGCCUAGCAUUAUUAAGUGAACAUCAUUGUUAGGCCUUGUGCUCACCGAGGGUCAACGACGGCUCUUCUUGAGAUUAUGAUUCUGUCGUACAAACACUAAAGCAUAAAUUAUCCCACCUCAUCUUAAAAGGACAUAAAACUCAAAACUGAAAUGUACGUGCCUGCUCACGGAGCCAUAUAUGACAUGUAUUUGUCAGCAGUGGUGCAAAUUAAUGUCAACUGUGAAUAUGCUCUCUGAUCAGGUACAGAUUUGUGAGGAAUAUGUACAUAUGCUCUGUAAAAUCUCUAAAGAUAUAAGCAUUUCUUCAAUACACAGAUAUUGCUCUCAUGGAUUUGAAUAUUGAGAUUUAUGUCCCUUUAAUACAUAUGUUUAGACGAAUUACAUGAGGGUUUGUCUUACGGCAGAGCCCUUGCGAUCUUUAUGAACCUAACCAUUAUUUGCAGCACAAGCAUUAUUUUGUGAUCUCAGGGUGCAAGCAUAUUUAUUAUAUUGAUAGCUAGGUAAAGCAAUAGCAACCCAAAAAGGAACAGUAUCUUCUUGCAAUGGGUCAUUUUCCUGCUGUCUUUGUGAGCAUUGAUUGUGAUACGUUAUUUUCCUUGUUACAUGUGCAAUACCAUAUUGUGCAACUCACUUUGUUACACUACUCUCCGCUAAGCUGGGGCAUUUUAUUUUAAGGAAUUCCCUGCCACUUAUCCUCAGGAUGAGAUGCCAAACUUACUUGUGACGUUCUAAAAUAUGAUACCCACUUAAUCGGUCUAGUUGACAAUUACCUUGCCGAGAGAAUGUUGGCUCUGCUUUAGCAAUGGAUAGAAUUAUUUUUUUAGUUUUUACCAACUCUAUAAAAAUCAAUUCAUUUUGCUUUAAUCUUUUGUUGCUUUACUGACUCAGCCAACUUCUGAAUCUCAACUAAGUGAUGUUGGUUCUGAGAAAGCUUGAGAUGAUCUACUUGUUGAAUGGAAGAAGUCGACAUGUUGUAAGAAUUAGAUUGCGUACUUGAGAUGUUUGAUAUAUGACGGACUAAGCAUCUUCUGGUGACAUCACGUAACGAACACAAGAGGAUGUGCUUAUUUUAAGCUUUCUGAUUCACAACCCCAACAGGAUUGUGUAGAAUUAUAUUCCUUCAUUUUAUUUCAACAUGAGAUUAUAGUUGUGAUCAAGUUACUGACAAGUGACAAUUUUUAUUACGAAAGUGACAAAUAUGAUUUCCUACGGACUUAGCAGUAAUUUCUUUGCAUUUUUCGCCUAAGCACUAUUAUAGUUUGUUUAUUCGCUGUGAUUGUGGGUGUUUUUUAGAUUUUUGUUGUUGUUUUUUUUUCUUUUAUGCAAAGAAAAGUAAAAAGAAAAAUUGAAUAAAAUUUGCCUAUCCCAGCUUGGGAAAAAAGUAAA
Bombina bombina (fire-bellied toad) is the source of this 3987-nucleotide messenger RNA. RefSeq names its product branched chain keto acid dehydrogenase kinase (gene BCKDK). Gene Ontology annotation, biological process: protein phosphorylation; regulation of glucose metabolic process. The transcript has 15 exons. Lineage: Eukaryota; Metazoa; Chordata; Amphibia; Anura; Bombinatoridae. Bases 246 to 1463 code for a protein of 405 amino acids. Gene Ontology annotation, cellular component: mitochondrion. The record is from RefSeq and is a predicted model, not a curated record. Gene Ontology annotation, molecular function: pyruvate dehydrogenase (acetyl-transferring) kinase activity.